This is a messenger RNA of Bactrocera oleae (olive fruit fly), 3705 nucleotides long. Its product is annotated as aminomethyltransferase, mitochondrial. The record is from RefSeq and is a predicted model, not a curated record. Gene Ontology annotation, biological process: glycine catabolic process. Gene Ontology annotation, molecular function: protein binding; aminomethyltransferase activity. Gene Ontology annotation, cellular component: mitochondrion. NCBI's taxonomy places the organism in Eukaryota, Metazoa, Arthropoda, Insecta, Diptera, Tephritidae.
UUUUGAAUUCAAAAAUUUUGAAUUAAAAAUUAGAUUUUCAACUAUUAUUCCAAUGAUGUUGUGUUUAAAAAUUUAACUUUUACAAUAUGUUUUAAUUCCGAUGUUGGGAUUAAAAAUUAGACUUUUAUAAAAUUAGAUGUUUGGGAUUAAAUAUUUAAAAUUUAAUUUUUUAAUUUGAAUUUGUAAAUUUGCCGACCACUGCUUUAGAGUAUUAAAGAUGAUGGCUCUGUACGAGCUCUAGUUUAAAACAGUAGACCACGAAAUACACAAACGCGAAACAAAUGUUAAUUCUAAAACAAUUUCUUUUUUAAUUCUUAAUUUUAUACUUGGGCUUACUUUUUUUUACUAUUUGUGGGAUUAAAUAUUUUUUAUAUUUUUCAAUACUGUAUUUGGGAUUAUAAAUAAAAGACCAUAUUAAAUCAAAUAUUAAUUCUUAGUUAAUUAUUUUAUUAAUGCAUUAUUUGCAGCCCUACUUAUUUCCCUCCAUCUUAAAAAUAGGAAAAUUCUGGUCUGCCCUUCAUCAACACUAACUGAAAGUACUUCAGAUAUGAGCCCUGCCUUGAUAGUGUGUACCAAUUUAGUUCGAGCUCUGUAACUAGAUCGAUUGUCAACCCGCAGAGACGCUGAGCUUGACUCCAAUGGUCUGCACCCUUGAGCUGGUUGACCCUAAGCACUAAAUUAUACUUCCUUUGGAUAUGUAUUGGCUUCACAUCGAGGAUGGCCUCCAGAGCCUUUGUUGAGAUAUUUUUCAAAUGCUCCCGCUGCGCCUAUCCCAGAAGCUUAGAAUAGAUUAAUUAAUUUUCAGGUAUGCACCGCGACCUAAGGUCUAUUGUGCCCUAUCCCAGAGGCUUAACGUUUUACUUUUUCAUUAGGGCUUUCCACCAAGCAAUGCAGGAGUUCCAAAAUCAAAACGCUUUGAAAGCCCUGCAUUAAAUGCGUUCUCUACAGCUUCGUUUCGUCCUGUGUCCUUCCGCCCACUUAGCGGAGAUAUCAAUUUCCUCUCUCCUCUCCGCACAGCAAAAUACUUUGAAUUUCUCCCUGACGAGUAGAAAUAUUAAUUCGUUUAAGAAGAUAAUAAAGUAAGGGGUAUAAGACACCGCAUCCGGAGUGUAACAAGUGAUCUGAUGAGCGAUUUUGAUACCUUCCUUAUUGUAUAUGAGUUGUAUAUUGCUUAGCAUAUGACUUAAAUAGGCUUAGGUUCUGAUUCGGUCGACGAUGUCAAGUCAAUAAAGGUCGCUAGGGGACUAUUUGAAAUUUGUCUGAAGAUCCUUCAAUUUCCCCGACUACUUCGUAUAGAGCGGUAUCAAAUGACUUACCUUUGAUAUAACUUGCUGCAUGUAGGCCAGGCGAAUAGGUGGAAUUUGGUUUUUAAUGAGUUUGUAGUAGGAAAGAUGUUAGAUUGAUUGAUAUAGGUACAUAUGUACAUAUAAUAUUUUGGCAAGGAGUAAUUGUCUUUUCUCGGUUUCAGGAUAAUUUAAACCUUCUCUUCCUGCCACUUAGUAGUGGGUGAAGCCAAGCCCACUUUUUAAAAGUUUUCAAACCACAGAUGCCCUCCCUCAUGCAUUUCGCUGUACAAAUUAAUCAUCAAAACUAUCUUAACUGUCUUAAUUUGCGGCUUAGUUAUGGGCUUUUAUAAACUUUCAGUUAACUGAAUUUUUUGGGCGUGGCAGUAAUCUGAUUCCGCCCGUCUACAAUACCGAACUUUCCAUGAUGCCAAGGAACAUGUGUAGUUUUUUCUCAAGUUCCAGCUUGCACGGACGAACACACAGAGAGUAACCUUGUUUCGCCAUCCUGACCUUUUACAUAUAUAUAACUCUACAUCUAUCUCGAUAAGUUUUAGGGGUUAGUCUUAAGGUGAACAAAACUAUUAUACUAAUAACGAAUAAAAUAUAUACUGUAUUGUUGUAUAUUGUAUAUAUGUACAUACAUAUAUUGACUAGUAGCACGUGUGUAAUAAAGUUUUGCACACCAAGAUAAAAUUCACACCCUUUUAUUUUUUACAAAUUGUGAGAGCAUCUAUUGUUCGACUUCACCUAAACUGAGCGCUUUUUUACUUGUUUAUUAAUAAUGAAGUGCAGAUAUCUCCAAAUAGUUCCAGAACGUUCAAUUCUAUUAAAUUACGAGAGUUUCUAAAAUUCCUUUGCUCCCAACCUUAGCACUUCUGCUUAUGUUGCGAUAGUAUAAAACAUCUGAGUAUACAUUCAUACAUAUGUAUGUGUCAGAUAGACUAUUGAUGCAUUAUUACUCUGAAUAGGUCAGCUUUAGAGUUUUGUACAUAAGAAGAAUUGACUAUAAAGCAAUUAUUCGUUAUCAGCACUUUAUUAUCAGUACUUUAUAAAAAUAGCGAGUUCGUUUAUUUAUACAUAGAUUAAAAAUAUACUUGUCUCAUCUAGACUUCAUCCCGCCAUUUUAGUUAAUACCGAAACAUCAUAAGCAAUGUUUAAAGUGAACAAAUUUAAUGGUAUUUCUUAUGCUUUACCAAAGAGUUUUCAGAAAUAUUGCAGUGCAAAUAACUUAAUUAAAGCCCAACACACAGCUCUAUAUGAUUUUCAUAAGAAACAUGGAGGAAAAAUGGUGCAUUUUGGAGGAUAUAUUCUUCCAGUACAGUAUGUGGAUCAGAGUAUAGUUUCAUCUCAUUUGCACACACGCCAUCAUGCUUCCAUAUUUGACGUUUCGCAUAUGUUACAAACAUAUGUACGUGGAAAAGAUGCCAUACCAUGUAUAGAAUCUCUAUGCACUGCUGAUAUUAAGGGAAUGACUUUUGGCACAAGCUCCUUAACAAUAUUCACAAAUGAUAAUGGAGGAAUAUUAGAUGACUUAAUUGUGUCCAAAAUUGAUGACGAACAACUGUAUAUUGUCUCGAAUGCUGCAAUGAAAUCUCAAGAUAUGGAAAUAAUGCUAGAAGCCAAGGAUCGGUUUAAAGCAGAGGGAAAAAACGUUGACAUCGAAUUUUUGUCUACAAGCGAUCAAUCCCUCAUUGCUUUACAAGGACCAAAAAGCGUCAGAAGUUUGAAAAAACUUCUUCCGAAACCAAAAAUAUUGGACCAGUUAUAUUUUUUGCACACGACUGUUAGUGAAGUAGCUGGAAUUCCAAAGUGUCGUAUAUCACGUUGUGGUUAUACUGGGGAAGAUGGUAUAGAAGUGUCCGUUUCUUCGACUCAUGUUGAAUACUUAACCGAAGCGUUGUUAGAAACAAAUGAACAUUUAAAAAUGGCUGGCCUGGGUGCAAGGGACACGCUAAGAUUGGAAUCUGGUCUAUGUCUGUAUGGCAGCGAUAUCACCGAUGAUACUACACCAGUAGAAGCAGGCUUAGCUUGGUUAAUUGCACGACGCCGGCGUAAUGAAAGGGACUUUCCUGGUAGCAACCGGAUUUUGUCACAAUUAAAUAAGCUAGCAGGAGAAAUUAGUCGUCGUCGGAUUGGUUUAAUUAUGUGUGGAAAAAAAAAAACUCCUCCAGCACGCGCUGGCAUAAAAAUCUAUUAUAAAGAUAGAGAAGUUGGAUUUAUAACAAGUGGUGGUAUAAGUCCAUGCCUUGGGAAAAAUAUCGCGAUGGGCUAUAUUUUAGAGGAACAUUCAAAUAUACCAAAUAAAAUGGUGCAUCUUAAAAUUCGAGAUAAUUUUUAUGAUGCUAUUAUUACAGACAUGCCCUUUGUGAAACUCCAUUACUUCAAUAAACCGAAAAAAUCAAUUUGAAAAUAUCCGAGA